AUGCAAAUUCCUCUCACGCAGACUGCAGCAGUUAUUCCACCUGCGGGAACAUAUCAAACUGCCCAGGUGCAAAUCCUCUCGGACCGCCCUGUUCCAGCUCCAGCGGAGGGAGAGUUGCUCAUCAAGCUUGAAUAUUCGGGGGUCUGCCAUUCCGAUGUGCACAGCAUUCGGCGGGACACGCCCAUGCUGACCGAUGUGGCGGGUCAUGAGGGUGUGGGGAAAGUGGUCAAGGUGGGAGCUGGGGUAGAAGAAGAAGCUUGGCUGGGUAAAAGGGUCGGAAUCAGAUGGCUUUAUAGCUCUUGUCUCAAGUGUGAGAUCUGCGCUAUUAACCAUACGGCCUGUCCUUACCAGAAGAAUGCGGGUGCGAAUGUGCCGGGAACUUUUCAACAAUUUCUUGUCAGCCCUGCAGAGCAUGUCACGAUAAUCCCAUCGGAACUGGCGCCUGAUACAGCAGCGCCCCUGUUAUGUGCGGGUAUUGCCAUGUACUCAUCAAUCAUGAAGACGAGAACCCGGCCUGGGGACUGGAUUGUUCUUCCCGGAGCUGGUGGGGGUCUUGGGCACAUGGGAAUUCAAAUUGCUGUGAAAAAAGGACUCAAGGUUAUCGCCAUUGAUAGUGGAGAAAAGAAGAAACAUCUAUGUCUCUCUCUCGGAGCCACGGCCUUCUUUGACUACAAAGUCGAUGACAUCGAGAGGGAGGUCAAGAAUCUUACUUCAGGCUUGGGCGCUCAUGCGGUGAUAUGUACCGCUAAUAGUGAGACCGCAUAUCGGCAAAGCAUGCAAUUGCUCCGCAGUUUGGGAGUUCUUGUCUGUGUUGGUAUCCCGAAUACGCCGUUUAGGCUGCCGGCAACCCCAUUCGAUAUGAUUUUGAAAGGUCUAACGAUUGUUGGAAACUCCGCUGGCACUGCAAAAGAGAUGGAAGAGUUGAUGGAGAUGGCUGUCGCAGGAGAUAUCAAGGCACACAUCGAAUGUUUUGAGUUUGACUGCUUCAAUGAUGUGUUACGACUACUGGAGAAUGCCGAGAUCGACGGGCGAGCCGUGAUGAAGAUUCCGGAGUGA
Aspergillus clavatus NRRL 1 is the source of this 1056-nucleotide messenger RNA. RefSeq names its product zinc-dependent alcohol dehydrogenase. Gene Ontology annotation, molecular function: oxidoreductase activity; zinc ion binding. Bases 1 to 1056 code for a protein of 351 amino acids. The transcript is spliced from 9 exons. Lineage: Eukaryota; Fungi; Ascomycota; Eurotiomycetes; Eurotiales; Aspergillaceae. The record is from RefSeq and is a predicted model, not a curated record.